AUGGCUGAGAACGAAGACUACACUGUUUUCACUUCCCGGUUCGCGGGGUUAUUCCACCGUGUGAUUUGUGACGAGGGUCAUCGGCUUAAGAAUUGCAGAACCCUCAAUUCGAUCGCCAUUGACAAGCUAUAUGCCCCGAAGAAGUGGGUGGUUACCGCCACUCCUAUGAUGAACCGAAUCUUAGAUUUAUUGGGAUACCUCUAUCUCUUUUGGCAACCACAAUGGGAGUCUAACCUCGACAGUCUGGACGCCUUUGUGCUCCCCUCCGAUCCGGAAAUGGUGUAUCGCCAGUCCACACUGCUACAAUGGAUGACCCAGUGUGAGAAGUACCAGAAGAAGUACAAGGACUGGCCGCUGUUCCUAUUCAAUCCCCGCACCUUCGCUGCGCUCAUCAAUCGGGGUAAGCUCGACAGUGCCACCACUACCAGCCUCGUUCUUCGCCCUAUUUUGUCCCGGAUUCAACUUCGCUGGACCAUGGCAUCGCAGAUCUGGUUGGACAACAGCGAGUACUAUCUGCCCGGCGUCAAUGUCCCCAUUUUUCACAUCGCCGGUGUGGAACUCCGGCCAUCCCGGUGGGAGGCCAGUGAAUUCGUGAAGAUCUGGUCGACCUUCUCGAAACACCUGGUCAAAGGGGGCAGUGAGACCGGCAAACCCACCAAGAAACCCACCAUCAGCGCCGGGGGUUUGCGUGACAUGGCAAUCCAUCGUCAUUUGUGUUUGGCCACCUUUGAUAUUCGGUUUAACACCUUGCUCUUGCGGCGAAAGGGACAAGGGGCCGCCCAGGCCCGGGAGUGGACUGACAACGCCGACGACCAUGGGUUUAGCGACUAUUUCUACGCCACGCGACCCAGCCCCUCCCUCCCGAAUUACCUAGACCGCCUCGGGGCCUGCGCAUAUCACGCCGGGGAGUCUGUCAAGCUCCGAUAUUUGGCUAAGCAUGUCCACAUGUCCAUGUUCGGAGACGAAAAUGGCAACUUCAAGGGUAAAACGGUUUUCAUGGUCAACUGGCCUCAUACACAGUGGGGUCCCGAUGCCUUCCUGUACAACCUGGGAGUCGGCUACUAUGUCAUCUGGCCCGACACCAUAGCCGCGGAGCGGAGCUCCAUUCUCGCCAAAUGGAACGAUCCCACCGACCCCGUCCUUUUCCUCCUGCUGAACAGCCGUUCGUCCGCCCUGGGGCUCAACAUCCAAGGGGCCUGUCACAAGUUGGUCAUCUUCGAUAUGCCCGACAACAUCAACACGGUGGUCCAAAUGAUCGGCCGGAUCCAUCGGCUCGGCCAGGAGCAUGUUCAGUACGUGUGGACCGUGUGUGUCCUCGGUACGUACGAUCAGUGGUUGUAUUCCAACGCGACAGCCAAGAUGCUGGGCCAACUCGCCGGGGAGGCGCAUAUGGAGAAUCGGGUGGUCGAUGCAGAAGCCCGCGAGCGCAUGCUACUGGCCACCAAGAACCUGUCCGGGCACGAUGCCCAUAAAUUAAUCAAAGACAUUCGGGACUCCAGCUACAUUCAGCAAGCCGAGGAGUAUAUUCGAAAACUCUUGGGGCAGCGUUGUUCUCGUCUUGACUGGCGCAACAAGACGUUAGAAAUUCCACUCAAGAGGAUCGAUGAUCGUGCUCCUCCGCCUCAGACACCCACUAAGCAUAAAGACGGGCCGACUUUAUUCAUCAGUGACCCCGAUUCGGCCGAUGAGUUAUUGCGGCGCGGUACCACCCUUAACUGGGACGAAGUGACUGCGCGGUAUGACCCCGAGACCCAGAAGUUCUACCAGACCGCAACGGAUAAUGAGAUCGAUCCUAAGUCAACCUGGGUUUUUUGUCCCGAGACCGGUUACCUCAUGGAUCCGAACAGCCCUUUCCUGUACGACCCUAACAUCGAUACAUGGGUAAGCCCCGAAGAUGGUGAGGCCAUCACCCGGGUGGCCCUCGUCCCCUGUUAUAACUUCGGGUACGAAGACCCCUAUCUCCCCCUCGUCCGCGCUAAAGCGAAGGCUGGUGGUGAUGUCGGUUCGGCCAACGAUGCCCCCCGAGAUCCUUCACCGGUCGAGGGCGAGAGGAGCAUAGAUGGUGAUGAUGUCGGUCCGGCCAACGAUGCGCCCCGAGAAUCUUCACCGGCCGAGGGUGACAUUCAUAUGAAAGGUGACGAUCUCCGUUCGGCUAAUGAUACUCAACGAGAUUCUUCCAUGGAAGAGACUGAAAUCACAGAGGAAGGAGAUGAUGUCGGUUUCAGUUCGCCCGAGACCACCGUCGUGGGUCCCGAGGAUAUAGGGAUGAAGUUGGAUCAGAUGGAGUUGGACUAA
Molecule: messenger RNA, 2295 nt
Organism: Cladophialophora bantiana CBS 173.52
Lineage: Eukaryota; Fungi; Ascomycota; Eurotiomycetes; Chaetothyriales; Herpotrichiellaceae
Exons: 2
Coding region: 1-2295 (764 amino acids)
Molecular function (GO): ATP-dependent chromatin remodeler activity; ATP binding
Source: RefSeq, a predicted model, not a curated record